Malus domestica (apple) is the source of this 896-nucleotide messenger RNA. RefSeq names its product peroxynitrite isomerase Rv2717c. The record is from RefSeq and is a predicted model, not a curated record. NCBI's taxonomy places the organism in Eukaryota, Viridiplantae, Streptophyta, Magnoliopsida, Rosales, Rosaceae.
GAAGAUUAAAACUUUGGUAAUUGGACGAGCACUAGGCACGCGCGGCAGAGCAGAGGCAAAAGAAGACGAGAAUAGCAAAGCCAUUUUUUACUGUUAGCCUCAGCCUGCUGCCGGAGAUAAGAAGAUGGAGGGUGUCACUGCUACAGCAUCACCGGACAUACCCAUGCACCCAGCAAUAGCACCAAUCUCGUAUCUGCUGGGUACAUGGAAAGGACAAGGAGAAGGUGGGUUUCCCACCAUCAACUCCUUCUCUUACGUCGAGCACCUCAAUUUCUCUCAUUCCGGCAAGCCCUUCAUAGCUUACACUCAGAAGACAUGGAAAUUGAAUUCUGGGGAGCCAAUGCACGCUGAGAGUGGGUUUUGGAGGCCCAAACCAGAUGGUUCCAUUGAAGUUGUCAUUUCUCAAAGCACCGGCCUUGUCGAAGUUCAGAAAGGGACGUAUGAUGCAGAAGAGAAAGUAAUAAAGCUUCAGAGCGAGCUUGUGGGCAAUGCUUCUAAGGUGAGAGAGAUAACCCGAGUUUUUAAGUUGGUAGAUGAAGAAUUGUCUUAUGAGGUUCAGAUGGCCACAAAUCUCACCAGUCUUCAACCACAUCUGAAAGCCUCACUCAAAAGAAUCUGAUGCAUUUAUGUUGAAGAAAAAGUGAAGUUUAGAAAUUAGCAUCGGCUUAAGUGCAAAGGGCAUAUCAGAGUUUGAAAGAGAAAAAGCACUACAGGAUACUAUCUUCUGAUAUUUUAUGGUUAUGUGAUUUAUCCCCUGUACUGUGACUCGAAUAACCCCUUGCACAAGCUUUGGGUGUAUUUAUCUCAAUAUGACAGAUAUUAUUGAAGGCUGUAAGUUUUCGGCAAGUUACUAACUUGAGGAUUACAAUGACAUGUAUUUGCUUUCUCAGUUCUGA